AUGCGUCUUACAACUAUUUCUCUGGCCCUUCAGUCCAUCGGACUCAUCAGUGCACGAGCAAUAAAUCAUCCUAACCUCCGUGUUGAAACUUUCAUCAACCAUGGCUCUUCUUUCGACAUGGUCUCCUCCCUGAUCAUCGGGUCUCAAGCGGCCGUCCUGAUCGACUUGCCCAUGGCGAUCGAAGGCGCAGAGGCACUAGCUGAUUGGGUUCGCAACACGACCGAUAAGCCACUUGUCGCUGCUUUCACCACUCACUUCCAUCCUGAUCACUACCUCAGUGGUGGUGCACUGUUGUCGCGAUUUCCAGAGGCGAAGUACUAUGCCAAUUCUAAGGCGGCGGCCGAGAUUAAGAAGGAAGCAGCUCACAAGGUCAAGCUGAUGAAGGGUGUUCUUGGCGAAAAGUCCAUCGUUAACAAGGUUCACCUGCCUACGCCAUACGACUUCUCAUUCUUCACCCUGCCCGGCGACGAAGCCACGCCGAUUCAAUUCUUGAACCCUCUUACCGGCGACACCGUCGAUGAAACACUCUUCUGGAUCCCCUCCAUCAAGACCUUGAUAGCUGGCGACUCCGUGUACGGGCACGAUAUGCAUCUCUGGCUCGCCGACUCUCUGACCAAGGCCCUCACGGAAUCCUGGCUUUCAACCCUCGAUUUAAUCGACUAUCUCAAGCCCAACGUCGUUAUUCCCGGGCACAGUCUGUCGAAUAAGAAGUUUGGUUGCUCAAUCGAUGUUGAUCAUACACGCACUUAUCUGAAGUAUUGGCAGAAGGAGAUUGAGGCCAAGGGUCUUGAUCACUUCACACCUCAGGUCAUCUUCGACAAGUUCAGCAAGCAGUUUCCCGGUCUGCUCAACUUGAACUCUUCUACCUCGGCUUUCUUGCUGAACAGCACGGCUGAGCAGUUUGGUCGUGGUGGAACGCGACAGGUUCACUACAUCAAUCUCGCUGCUUAUACUGAUGUUGAGGCACUUGACGGGUGGACUAUAGGUUAUCUUUCGUCAACAGUCACGACUCGCAAGUUAGACUCACCGCGCAUCCAAUCAGGACAGAGGUCAAUUUGUCAGCACUGCUUCCGCGGAAGUCAAGAUAAGCAUGCAUGCGAUGUCUGCUAUCGCAAGCGAAUCCGCUGCGACGGACAAAAGCCCCGGUGCUCACAUUGCGUUCUCUACAAAUCUGACUGCACGUUUCAAGCUACAAGCCGUAAAGCUGCAACAAGAAAACGGCCCAAUGGUACCGCGGCGGCUUUGCAGUCUCAGGUUCAUUCACUCGAGUCGAGCCUUGAUGAAGCACAGCAGAGGAUAAAAGAGCUUGAGGAGCGGUUGUCGCAGAAAAGCAGUCGGCAGGUUAAUCGGGCGCAGGUCAAAGAUUAUGACGUCAGCUAUUCUGGAAAGGGUUCUCUUGAACUAGGCCAUGAGUUACCGUCUCAACACGAAGUCUUAUCGGGAGUCAACAAGUUCCUUACAACCUUCAACACCAUUCUGCCCCUCUUUGAUUCACAGCGACUUCUAUCUCGGGUCAAUACAUGGUACGAGCGACCUCACCAACGAGAUACCUCGACUUGGGCUGCCAUCAACGUCGUUCUUUCUCUGGCCUACCGUCAUAUCCCAGACGAGGAGAAGCCGCCCAAGUACAGUACUCUGUAUUUCAUGAACAUGGCUCAAUCAGUGCUCAACGACAUCAUGUUGGGUGAUUCAAAUCUCCUGGACGUCCAAACCAUUGUCGGAAUGGUUGUGUUGUUGCAAGCGACAUCAGACUUGAAACCGGCUUCGGCUCUGAUACCCAUUGCUUUGCGUCUUGCUCAUGGACUGAGACUGCAUACAAGAUCAAAUUCGGAGCAUUUCAGUGCUCCCGAAACCUUGGAGCGAGAUCGAGUCUUCUGGAUUGCUUACAUCCUCGAUCGAGACAUAUCGAUGCGAACAAAACUACCUCCUAUUCAGAGUCAAAAUAACAUCAGUAUUGAUUGGCCAUCAGCUACACCUGCUGACGGAGCUGGUAUGCUAUACACAGCUGAUAAUUCGUCUAGCUUCAACUUCUUUCUGUCACGUGUGCAGCUUGCGCAUAUCCAAGGCGAAGUUUAUGAAGCAAUGCUGUCCAUGUCCCCCACUGCAUCAGAUGUCUACGUUCGUCUUGACAACGUGACUCGAAUACACCAGAUGCUAGAUGAUUGGCUUGCCCGUAUACCUUUUGAGUUUUCUCCCAGUGCCAUCACUCAAAGCGGGAACGCAAACCUACAGAGGGCUUUUGGUGUUUUGUACUCAAGCCAUCUCACUUGUCGAAGUGUCGUCUGCAAGGCUCAUGCCAUGGAAGCACAAUGGAUACCAAGCCUUCAAGACUUCGGAAGAAAGGCAGUCGAGCAAGGGGCAGUCACUGCUCCACGGUUGCCGGUGGGUUGGCAUAAACUUGUUCAUGAGUCUCGCGGGUACAUCGAACUCUUUAUAGCAAUUGAUCACAAGGAUCCUGCAUUUAUCUGGAUGACUGCGUGUACUUAUAUCUCUGCGGCAGUAUGCCUAACGGCCAACAGCCUAUUCAACCCUUGGCACACAAAGGCUGAGACGGAUGAUCAGUUGAUCAACCCCGCAUUCAGCUUUCUGGAUGAUAUUAUUCUGCAAGCACCGCUUCCGCAGCUGAAGCUACAUGCUGCCGUGAUACCAACCCCAUCCUCCGCGGAACAGCCAGCUUAA
Molecule: messenger RNA, 2679 nt
Organism: Fusarium oxysporum Fo47
Lineage: Eukaryota; Fungi; Ascomycota; Sordariomycetes; Hypocreales; Nectriaceae
Exons: 6
Coding region: 1-2679 (892 amino acids)
Biological process (GO): regulation of DNA-templated transcription; DNA-templated transcription
Molecular function (GO): DNA binding; DNA-binding transcription factor activity, RNA polymerase II-specific; zinc ion binding
Source: RefSeq, a predicted model, not a curated record